CUUUUUAACUUCAACUUUCAAUUGUAAAAAGGAAACAAAAAAAAUGGAUUGUCGCAUUGCUUAUUCUCUCUUUGUUAUUUCCCAUUUUUUAUUCGUCGGCGUGAUUACGGCGGAGACUUUUUCGGCCGACGGAUCGGAAGUUGAUCCGUUGAUCAGGCAAGUAACGAACGGUGACGAUGGAGCCGAUCCGCAGUUCCUGACAGCAGCAGAGCAUCACUUCUUGCUAUUCAAGAAACGGUUCAAGAAAUCGUACGGGUCACAGGAGGAGCACGAUUACAGGUUCAAGGUUUUUCAGGAUAACCUGAGACGUGCUGCGCGUCAUCAGAAGCUUGACCCAUCUGCGACUCACGGGGUGACUCAGUUCUCCGAUUUGACUCCGGCCGAGUUUAGGAACACAUAUUUGGGAUUAAGGAGAUUGAGACUGCCUGAUGAUGCAACUGAGGCACCGAUUUUGCCAACAGAUAAUUUGCCCGAAGAUUUUGACUGGAGAGAAAAAGGAGCUGUUACACCCGUUAAAAAUCAGGGUUCAUGCGGAUCAUGCUGGUCUUUUAGUACAACAGGAGCCUUGGAAGGUGCUCAUUUUUUGGCGACCGGUAAACUCGUGAGCCUGAGCGAGCAACAGCUCGUAGAUUGUGAUCAUGAGUGUGAUCCGGAAGAAGCAGGUGCCUGUGAUUCUGGAUGCAAUGGUGGGCUUAUGAAUAGUGCUUUUGAGUAUACCCUCAAAGCUGGUGGACUUAUGCUUGAGGAGGACUACCCCUACACUGGCACUGAUCGUGGGACAUGCAAAUUUGACAAGACCAAGAUUGCUGCAAAAGUUGCCAACUUCAGUGUUGUUUCUCUGGAUGAGGAUCAAAUUGCUGCUAAUCUUGUGAAGAAUGGGCCUCUUGCAGUGGCUAUCAAUGCAGUGUUCAUGCAGACAUACAUUGGGGGAGUUUCUUGCCCUUACAUUUGCUCAAAGCGCCUUGAUCAUGGAGUAUUGUUGGUGGGUUAUGGUUCAGCUGGCUAUGCACCAAUCCGGAUGAAGGAUAAACCAUACUGGGUAAUUAAGAACUCAUGGGGAGAAACCUGGGGAGAGAAUGGAUUCUACAAAAUCUGCAGGGGUCGAAAUAUCUGUGGAGUAGACUCUCUGGUAUCAAGUGUUGCUGCCGUUAAUACCAACUCUCAGUAGCGUGUAAGUUGUUCAUUAAGUUUGUUUGUAUAUAUCAUGUUACAAUUAUUUGUGAACUUGAUGUUUACAUAAGCUUUAAAUUUCCUAUGUU
This is a messenger RNA of Durio zibethinus, 1259 nucleotides long. Its product is annotated as putative cysteine protease RD19B. Gene Ontology annotation, biological process: proteolysis. Gene Ontology annotation, molecular function: cysteine-type peptidase activity. The record is from RefSeq and is a predicted model, not a curated record. NCBI's taxonomy places the organism in Eukaryota, Viridiplantae, Streptophyta, Magnoliopsida, Malvales, Malvaceae.